CUAAUAUUGUUGAGAAAAAUUUCUUCGUAAGACCUUGAAUAUGUCAUGUCCAGAGCUGCCUGGAGGUGAAUGUCACGCAGCUCUAGGGGGUAUAAAAGGAGCGUCAAUUUUUCACACCACAGUUCACGCUGAAGUUCACCAGCAUGAAGGUCUUGGUAGCAGCAGCAGUCCUUGUCUUACUUGCAGCCACUGGUAGUGCUGAACCUUUCCCGGAAGCUGACCCAGGUUUCCGUGGCAACUUUGGAGGUCAUGGUGGAGGAUUCAACAGAAGAUUUGGUGGCUACCGUGGCAAGAGAAGUGCUGUGGCAGAGGCUCUGGCUGAUGCAGAUCCUGAGCCUGGCUUUAGGCAUUAUGGUGGGAUUGGUGGUGGCUUUGGAGGAUUCACAGUCGGGCGCAUUCACCACUAUGGAAAAAGGAGUGCUGAGGCAGAUCCUGAGCCUGGAUUUAGGCGUUAUGGUGGGAUUGGUGGGAUUGGUGGUGGCUUUGGAGGAUUCAGUGGUCCUGGCCGCGUUCACCACUAUGGAAAAAGGAGUGCUGAGCAGAUCCUGAGCCUGGAUUUAGGCGUUAUAGUGGGAUUGGUGGGAUUGGUGGUGGCUUCGGAGGAUUCAGUGGUCCUGGCCGCGUUCACCACUAUGGAAAAAGGAGUGCUGAGGCAGAUCCUGACCUGGAUUUAGGCGUUAUGGAGGGAUUGGAGGGAUUGGUGGUGGCUUUGGAAGGAUUCGGUAGUGCUGGCCACGUUCACCACUUUGGAUAAAGGAGUGCUGAGGCAGAUCCUGAACCUGGAUACAGGCGUUAUGGAGGGAUCAGGGUAACAGGUGGUGGCUUUGGAGAAUUUAAUCGUAGCUUCGGUGGAUAUGGACGAUAAUUUUUUGUCUCAGUAUCACUCUGAUGAAUUCUUAUUGAAAAGUUCAUA
Molecule: messenger RNA, 913 nt
Organism: Cherax quadricarinatus
Lineage: Eukaryota; Metazoa; Arthropoda; Malacostraca; Decapoda; Parastacidae
Source: RefSeq, a predicted model, not a curated record